This is a messenger RNA of Scylla paramamosain (green mud crab), 3078 nucleotides long. RefSeq lists its product as uncharacterized. The transcript is spliced from 3 exons. Bases 95 to 1807 code for a protein of 570 amino acids. The record is from RefSeq and is a predicted model, not a curated record. Lineage: Eukaryota; Metazoa; Arthropoda; Malacostraca; Decapoda; Portunidae.
GUCGUGACGAAAACUUCUCUUGGGAGUCUGCUCUUACUGGGAGGGAGAAAAGGGAGCACUGAAUUAAUAACAAAAGAGAGAACAUUUACUGAAGAUGUUACUGCUGAAACUGGUGGUGGUGGUGGUGGUGGUAGUGGCAGUGGUGGUGAAGGGUGACAGCACAGACACCAAGACCUUUCUGACGGAGGAGCGGGAGGAGCCAGCUAAACAUCGUGGCGAUGUGCUGGACCUGGAGGACCAGUUCAGGCUGAAGCGCUCCCCUGUCUUCGUUGUCCUUCGCUCCCUGUUCAGCAAGAAGAGGCCUCCUCCAAAGGCUCCCAGGCCAUCCUAUGGCCCUCCCCGAAAAGCUCCUAAGCCAUCCUACGGGCCACCACCCAAGGCUCCUUCAAAGGCCCCCAGCUCAUCCUACGGUCCUCCCCCCAAGGCCCCCAGCCCAUCCUAUGGUCCUCCUCCCAAGGCUGCCAGCCCAUCCUAUGGACCCCCUCCCAAGGCCCCCAGCCCAUCCUACGGACCCCCUCCCAAGGCUCCCAGCCCAUCCUACGGACCUCCUCCCAAGGCCCCCAGCCCAUCCUAUGGCCCCCCUCCCAAGGCUCCCAGCCCAUCCUAUGGACCUCCUCCCAAGGCUCCCAGCCCAUCCUACGGACCCCCUCCCAAGGCCCCCAGCCCAUCCUAUGGACCCCCUCCGAAGGCCCCCAGCCCAUCCUAUGGACCCCCUCCCAAGGCUCCCAGCCCAUCCUAUGGUCCUCCUCCCAAGGCCCCCAGCCCAUCCUACGGACCCCCUCCCAAGGCUCCCAGCCCAUCCUAUGGACCCCCUCCCAAGGCCCCCAGCCCAUCCUACGGACCCCCUCCGAAGGCCCCCAGCCCAUCCUAUGGACCCCCUCCCAAGGCUCCCAGCCCAUCCUACGGACCCCCUCCCAAGGCUCCCAGCCCAUCCUACGGACCCCCUCCCAAGGCCCCCAGCCCAUCCUACGGACCCCCUCCCAAGGCCCCCAGCCCAUCCUACGGACCCCCUCCGAAGGCCCCCAGCCCAUCCUAUGGACCCCCUCCCAAGGCCCCCAGCCCAUCCUACGGACCCCCUCCCAAGGCUCCCAGCCCAUCCUACGGACCCCCUCCCAAGGCCCCCAGCCCAUCCUAUGGACCCCCUCCCAAGGCUCCCAGCCCAUCCUACGGACCCCCUCCCAAGGCCCCCAGCCCAUCCUAUGGACCCCCUCCUAAGGCUCCCAGCCCAUCCUAUGGCCCUCCUCCCAAGGCUCCCAGCCCAUCCUACGGACCUCCUCCCAAGGCCCCCAGCCCAUCCUAUGGACCCCCUCCCAAGGCCCCCAGCCCAUCCUAUGGUCCUCCUCCCAAGGCCCCCAGCCCAUCCUAUGGCCCUCCUCCCAAGGCUCCCAGCCCAUCCUACGGACCCCCUCCCAAGGCUCCCAGCCCAUCCUACGGACCACCUCCCAAGGCCCCCAGCCCAUCCUACGGACCCCCUCCGAAGGCCCCCAGCCCAUCCUAUGGCCCUCCUCCCAAGGCUCCCAGCCCAUCCUACGGACCUCCUCCCAAGGCCCCCAGCCCAUCCUAUGGACCCCCUCCCAAGGCUCCCAGCCCAUCCUACGGACCUCCUCCCAAGGCCCCCAGCCCAUCCUAUGGACCCCCUCCCAAGGCCCCCAGCCCAUCCUAUGGUCCUCCUCCCAAGGCUCCCAGCCCAUCCUAUGGCCCUCCUCCCAAGGCUCCCAGCCCAUCCUACGGACCCCCUCCCAAGGCUCCCAGCCCAUCCUACGGACCCCCUCCCAAGGCUCCCAGCAGUUCAUAUGGCGCUCCUUAACAUCCUACUCGUCAUGAAAUCCUCCAUGUGAGGGAUGGGGAGAUGAGGAUGACGAGGAGGAAGAAGACGGAGAAGAAGAGGAAGGAGGACGAGGAGAAAAGGAAUGAGAGGAUAGGGAGAAAAAGGAAUAAGACUAUAAGAACAAGGAAGGAGAAGGAAGACGAGAAGGAGGAUAAAAUAAAUAAGAGAAUAUGAAAAAGAGAAGGGAUGAUGAGUGAAGAAAAAAAAGAGAAAAGAAGUUGAGAAGAAAGAAAGGAAAAGAACAUUAGAACGAUGAUGGAGAAGAAGAGGAGGAUAACAGAAGCAAGAGAAUAUGAGGAAGUGGAGAAGGGAAGAAUGGUGAGAGAAAAGAAAAAGAAGUAAGAGCUUUCCUCCUCCUCCUUAUGUGACAAUUUUGACUCAUUUUAAAUUCACACUUUCUGAGCAGUUUGCAAAAAGUUUCCACGCCGCGCACGUAGAGCAUGCAAUCUUCCCUUUCUCCUCCUCCUCCUCCUCCUCCUCCUCCUGCUCCUCCUCCUGUUCCUCCUCCUCUUUCUUAUUACACAUUCACCAUCUUUUCCUUACUUUCAUCACCUAACUAAUCUAUGUCUUUUCUUCCUCCUCCUCCUCCUCCUCCUCCUCCUCCUCCUUCUCCUUAUUACACAAUCAGUUUUUUUUUUCAUCUUUUCCUUACUUUCAUCGUUAAUUAAUCUACGUCUUUUCUUCUUCCUAUUCUUCUUCUUUUCUUCUUAUCCUCCUCCUCCUCCUCCUUCUACAGUAUUUUUUUCCUUCUUUUUUUAAUUUAUUUUCUUUUUUUCUUUUUUUUUUUCAACUUGGGACUUAUGAUAAAUCUCUCUCUCUCUCUCUCUCUCUCUCUCUGUCUGACGUGUUGGUGUUAUAAUUGUCUAGUCUGUCACUGAAGCGGUAGUUGUGUGUGUGGUGUGAACAUUAGUUAGUUCUUAUCGUUGUUGUUGUUUUGAGUUGGUUAAUGUUGCCUUUUUUUUUCUUUUUCUUUGUUUUGUUUCUAUUUUUUGUUUGUUUUUGUCAGUUUUUUGUUUUUUUCGUUUUCUUUUUGUGUAUUUCUCUAUUUGUUUGCUUCAUUUCUUUUUAUUUUUUCUGUAUUUGUUGUCUUUUUGUAUAUUUUUUUUCUAUAUUAUUGUCUUUAUUUUUUUUUGUUCUCUUGUGAUUUUUUUAAAUUAUUGCUAUUUUUCACUAGCUAACAUUUUCUAUUGCUUUUUUUUUUCUUAUGGUGAUUUUGUUUUACAUUGUUUUGUAAUAAAAUUAACUAACUU